Iphiclides podalirius (scarce swallowtail) is the source of this 4458-nucleotide messenger RNA. The record is from the annotation of a GenBank genome assembly. NCBI's taxonomy places the organism in Eukaryota, Metazoa, Arthropoda, Insecta, Lepidoptera, Papilionidae.
AUGUUGAAAGGGCGAGGUAGGGAUCCCAGAGCCGCGGUGCCCCCCACACCGACUAUGUCGAUACGGUCGGCAACGCAUCGGCCGCCAUUGACCAAGCCCGAACCGGACUACGAGGUGGUCGAAUUCCCUUCGGAACAAUACGUCAAUGCGAAACUGCAGCCGCCGCCACCGCCACCACCACGACCGCCCACAGGCCACCCCCUGGAGGCUUCGUGCGGCUUAUGUGGCGGUGGCGGAGCCAGGGUUCGCUGUGCUGAAUGCGGCCGACGUGCUCUCUGUGCCUCCUGCGAUGACAUGUACCACCGGCAUCCCAAACGCCGCCACCACCAGCGCCAGGCUCUGUCUCUAUCUCAACUGCGUGAUGAACGUCCUCCUCUACCACCGAAGACUGGUCCACCCGUACCUCCGCCACGGAAACACAAGAUUAGUGGCGACAGGUCGAGUGCCAGCCCUAGGCUGCCCCCGCCGGAUCAUCGCCGCGUAACCCUGAACUCGAUGUCACAAAAUCAGAUAUCCGGGAUGCACGCGCCAGCUGCGCCGGUGUCCAACCCAAACCACUUCACACAACGGGCCCAACAUCCGACUAUGCCCGCGCAUCUCCAAAUGAACGUAGCGCAAAACGCCCAUGCGAGUCAUCUCGGCAGCUUGCCAUAUCUGUCUGCGACGAUGCAUCACACCCCGGCACCUGUCGUAUCAACGCAGGAGCAAUCUAACACUCUUGGACACGUGCCUAACGCUUGGGGCCGUCAGCGGGCGUCAUUGCCCGGAUUUAUACCACCGAACAUGUCUAUGAUACCGGGAGAGCCUUGGGACACAUCAGAAAACGCUCAACCAUCCACCCAAUCGUGGGGCCGGCCAUUAAGGAGGGGGACAUCCGUUAUGGAAUUGGGUGUAGGACCUCCUGCAAAUCCCAGCUGCGCGGGAUGCAGCCAUUGCAUGGGGCAGCCAUGGCGGUACGGGAGCUGCGCUAGCCUCGACCACAACUGGGUCGGCCCUUGGCCCCCGACUUGUUGCGUCGGCCCCCAUCCACAUCAAAACGCUCGGGUACCGGUGCACCCACAUGCGCAUCCACCACAAACGCCGCAACCGUAUCGCAGAGCCGACAGCCGAGCGGUAUCACGAGCGGCAUCGCGGGCUGGCUCCCGAGCGGCGUCGCCAGCUAUGAGUGUUCGGUCGCGAACCUCACGGCGCCCUAAGCACCGCACGCCUUCGCCGCCCCCCCUCCCCUCCAGCGACGCAGAUUCAGAAAGCGAGUUGGGGAGCGACGGCAGCCACGUUAAUGAGGAGGACCAUCUGGGCCCGCCGCCGCCGCCGCCCAGCGCAACCUGGCAGUGCGAGCAUUGCACCUUCGUCAACGAACCGGGAGUACGAGUCUGUGUCGUGUGCUGCAGAACCCCUACUAUCACGCCGAAAAUAAUCAACGCCGCCGCCGUCAAAAGCGGAAUGAGACAAUUGAAAAUCUCUGAUAAUAGAUCUCCAUCAAUCGCACGAUCGACUCUAGAAGAACCUGUUGUUAAAAAUGGGGAAGAAAAAUCUAAAACAAAAAAAAUUAAAGAGCGAACAUCAACAGCAUGUGGCCCGUCUCCACCUAAAGAGGAGAGAGUUCAAAAACCAUUAAGCAGGCUAGCGACGCCUGCGCGAGAUGAAACCGCCAGUAUAAUAGAAAACCGUCAAACACGACACGAUAUGGCCGUGGGUCCUUCACCCCCUAAGGAAAUCCAGACAAAGACUCAGAGUAAUGACGUUCCCAAAACAUCAUCCACAAAGAUUAGAUCAUCGCCGUACAGACACAAUGUGUCUGAAAACGAAGAGCCUACUCGUCAUAGUAUAUCAGUCGGCCCGUCACCACCUCGCGAUCAAACUAAAAUGUCCUACAACCAAACAUCAUCGAACAAUAAAAAAAAGUCCACUGGCACGUCACCACCGCGAGAAAAUCGUAUUGACACACCGUCGAGUCUUCGUUCCUCUACAUCAAGCCGGGCAAAUGUGUCUAAUACUGGCACUUCUCCCCCGCCUCAAAGCAUAUCAACGCAGACGUACGAAAUACCGAGUAGCCGUGAAUGGGAACGGGCCCCAUCUGCGACCCGUUCACGCGCUCGCCGCCGAAUCCGUGAAGAAGGCCGCCGCGAGCGCUCGCACAGCCGACAUUCCCUCUCCAGUGACACACGGGAGAGCGAGAGAAGUGUACGAACUGGUGGCGGCGGCAGCAAUUUGGGGCCGGGAAGAUGGGAGUGGCGCGAACCGCGCGACAGUAGCCCUGGGGCUGAGUGGAGUGGCAGUGAGCGGCGCCCUACCGAACGACUCACGCGUCGCGCCUCACACAUGGACCUCCGUCGUACGCGCUCCUCACGCCGCUCCAGCGUCUAUGGAUCUGAGGCUCCGUCACCUGAACCAUUCUCCGGAAACAGAGCGGUUUCGCUGGAAGCGUUGGCCGGCGCCGGUGUUCGGCGAGACACCGAAAGGGGAUUGGAACUGGCGCGGCUAAUGGGAGAAGCGGAGAAGCUCGGGUUCAGUGCAGCGGAAGUGCAUGCGGCCCUGGCCCAAAACCCCGCAGCGCCGUUGGCGUGGCUGCGCGAACGGUGGCCCAGCCUGUGCGCCGGAGUACGAGCGGCAGCAAUUCGGCUGGCACCCGGCUCUGUUAUCAGUGAGCGAGAAGCUCGGACAGCGCUAGCGAGACAUCGCGGUGCCAUGUGGCCUGCUGUCACCGAUUGCGUAGAAAAGUGGCGCCGGCAGGCAGAAACAUUAGGCGUUGGGAGUGAGGGUCGCAUGCGCGGUCACGUCUGGGGCUCACCAACUGGCGUGGAGGACGAUGCAGUGCCACCCAUCGACCGCUCACACCGCAUGCGCGCCGAAGAAAGUUCAGAUGAGCUUGAAAUGAUGCCCCCAGCAAUAAUUCCAGACGACGACUGGAUUGAAAAUAAAAAUCAUUCCCCUCCUAAAGAAGUUUCUCAAAUGGAGAAAAAUCAGUUCUUUCGGGAAACCUGUCGCACUGAAGACGAAUGGACAGAUAGUGAUUCCGAAAAUAAUCAAACAUCCUAUUUGAAGAAAAAUGAAGAGCCUGAAACCACCCCAUUAUCACCACCUCCACCAAUAACAAUGCGGCGAAUAUCGGGGCAACUAAUCGACUUGGCUACAAUUCGACUACCGGAAGGAUCACCUGAGAGGCAGGCGCGUAUGCUACUUGCUGAGGGUGCAACUGAGAAUUGGGAUCAAGCACAGCUUGCAGUAGAAUUAAUAUCACGCGGCAUUCAUCCACCAUCAGCGCUGCUUGCAGCACUAGAAUGUGCUGAUCUUAACUCUGCUCUAGCCUACUUACACCAAGAUUGUGAAUUAUGCGCUUCACGUCUUCCAGAAUAUGAGAUGGUGUCUAUGCUACGUUGUACUCAUAGAUGUUGUCGAGAAUGCGCCCGCCUCUACUUUACAGUCCAGAUAACUGAGCGAAGUAUAGCGGACUGUGUAUGUCCAUAUUGUAAAGAGCCCGAAUUAGAAAACCUUCCAGAAGACGCUUGGUUGGAGUACUUUGCACAUUUGGACAUUUUGUUAAAGACUUUAUUAGAAACAGAAGUGCACGAGCUGUUCCAAAGAAAGCUAAGAGACAGAACUCUCGCACGUGAUCCUAAUUUCAAGUGGUGUGUUGAGUGUUCAUCAGGAUUUUUCGUCCAUCCGAAGCAAAAGAAAUUGCGAUGUCCCGAGUGCAAAUCAGUGAGCUGUGCUUCAUGCAGGAAACCGUGGUCUCACAAUCACGAGGGUCUAACAUGUGAACAAUAUACGGUGUGGCUAGAAGAUAAUGACCCUGAAAGAUCAGUAGCUGCAGUACAGCAACAUUUGCGAGAAAAUGGUUUGGAGUGUCCUCGGUGUCAUUUCAAGUAUUCACUGUCUAGAGGUGGUUGCAUGCAUUUCACGUGCACGCAGUGUAAAUACGAAUUUUGCUACGGAUGUGGUAAACCGUUUAUGAUGGGAGCACGAUGUGGGCUCAGUGAAUAUUGCGCCAAACUGGGCCUCCACGCACACCAUCCACGUAAUUGCCUUUUCUAUUUGCGAGACAAAGAACCACACGAACUGCAAACGCUGUUACAGAUGAAUAAUGUUACAUAUGAAACUGAGCCGUCUGAAGGGAGCACAGGCCGUUGUCCUAUACAAUUACAACGGGAAACACCAACGGGUCUCGUAGAUGGUCCUUGCGGAAGCGAGUCAUCGCCAAAUAAUGCGGGAUUAUGCAAGAAUCAUUAUCUGGAGUAUUUGAGCCGGCUGGUGAGAAGUCAGAACAUCGAUCCGCUGCCUAUCCUGGGAGUAGACGACCUUGAAACUCUAGUUCGUCGCGCUGCCUUGCGUCUGCCACCGCGACCCUACGGCACACUGGAGGGUCUCUACAAGAGGGCCCUUAUCGAGGUGUGUUCACGCCAGCUUUUCUUACAGGAUACACUACGUGGAGUACCUGGCUGGGCUGGCGCGAAACCU